This is a messenger RNA of Papilio polytes (common Mormon), 1358 nucleotides long. It is a transcript of the gene Fib, whose product is annotated as rRNA 2'-O-methyltransferase fibrillarin. The coding region runs from base 149 to 1099 and encodes 316 amino acids. Gene Ontology annotation, cellular component: box C/D methylation guide snoRNP complex; Cajal body; small-subunit processome. Lineage: Eukaryota; Metazoa; Arthropoda; Insecta; Lepidoptera; Papilionidae. Gene Ontology annotation, molecular function: rRNA methyltransferase activity; RNA binding; histone H2AQ104 methyltransferase activity. Gene Ontology annotation, biological process: box C/D sno(s)RNA 3'-end processing; rRNA methylation. The transcript has 8 exons. The record is from RefSeq and is a predicted model, not a curated record.
AAAAUGUCUUCAUUUCCGGCGACGGCAACACGACGCGGGCGCGAUGCACGGCGUCAGUUUAUGAAAAAAACAAAAUUUAUUUUUGUUUUUAGAUAGUACUAAAUAGUGUUAAAUCAAUUGAUUCUAUUCUUUAAUAUUUUCUCCCGAAAUGGGCAAGCCUGAUUUCAACAGUCCUCGUGGCGGAGGUCGCGGAGGCGGCGGCUUCAGAGGUGGUAGAGGCGGCGGCGGAGGUCGCGGGGGCUUCGGCGGACGUGGAGGUGGAGGAGGCGGCAAGUUUGAAAAGCGCGGCGGAGGUGGAGGCAGGGGCUUUGGUGGCCGCGGAGGAGGAGGUCGUGGACGGGGAGGUGCAGGCAGGGGUAGAGGAGGAGGUGGAUUCAAAGGAGGGAAGCAAGUUAUUAUUGAACCACACAGACAUCCAGGCGUGUUUAUAGCGAGAGGGAAAGAAGAUGCGUUAGUAACACAGAAUUUAGUCCCAGGCUCAGAAGUUUACGGAGAAAAGAGAAUAUCUGUAGAGAAUGAAGGUGAGAAAAUUGAAUACAGAGUAUGGAAUCCAUUCAGAUCUAAGUUAGCUGCGGCUAUAAUGGGUGGAGUGGAUGCUAUACAUAUGCCUCCAGGCUCCAGGGUCUUGUACCUCGGAGCGGCCAGCGGGACCACAGUCAGUCAUGUUUCGGAUGUAGUCGGACCGGAAGGACUGGUGUAUGCAGUGGAGUUCUCUCACCGCUCGGGGCGGGACCUCAUCAAUGUGGCCAAGAAGAGAACUAACAUCAUUCCCAUCAUUGAAGAUGCGAGACAUCCCCUCAAAUACAGGAUGCUGGUGGGGAUGGUAGACACGAUAUUCGCUGACGUGGCGCAGCCGGACCAGGCUCGCAUCGUCAGCCUCAACGCACAGCACUUCCUCAAGAACGGGGGACAUUUUGUUAUAUCUAUUAAGGCAUCCUGUAUAGACUCGACCGCACAACCGGAGGCUGUGUUCGCAGCAGAAGUUAAAAAACUCCAAGCAGAUAAAUUGAAACCUCAAGAACAGUUGACUUUAGAACCUUAUGAAAGAGAUCAUGCGGUUGUUGUAGGAGUUUUCAGACCACCGGCGAAAAAAUCAUAGAAAUAACUGAAAAUUUAACAUAAUUGUUAAAAAUAUAUACUAUUUUUUCAAUAAACGACUAAUUUCUCAUAAUUUUGGCUGUGCUAAAGGAAUUUAGUACAAAUUUUUGCGGCCAAUUGCUAGAAACGAUGUCUUUCAAAUAUGACUUCCGUGUUUGUUAUUUUUGUAACCGAUACCUCGGCCUAAUAGUGCCUAAGAUAAAAUAAGUUAGUUAUAAGUACAAAUGUAUGUUUGUGAAAGAAAUAUAUGGUGCGAUUGA